Molecule: messenger RNA, 547 nt
Organism: Chelmon rostratus (copperband butterflyfish)
Lineage: Eukaryota; Metazoa; Chordata; Actinopteri; Chaetodontiformes; Chaetodontidae
Product: beta-microseminoprotein-like
Exons: 4
Coding region: 90-410 (106 amino acids)
Source: RefSeq, a predicted model, not a curated record
UACACUAUUUAAAAGACAGUGCCCUACAUCGGGAAUAUUUUAACAUCUUACGAAAAACACACGAAAAAUUGAGAAUUUUGACUGCCAUCAUGAAAUAUUUGGCUGUGACUUUGCUGCUCUGUGCUCUGGUGUCCAUGGCAAACGCUUAUUGCUUCACUAUGGCUGUGAAACCAGGCAUGACCCAUUGUCAGGACAAAGUGGAUGAAACAUGGCAUGCCGUUGGAUCUACAUGGAGAAACAGUGAAUGUAUGGACUGCACUUGCAGUGGAUGUUGUACAGCGUAUUCAACCCCCAGACAGUUCCCUGAAGACUGUGUGUCAGUGUUUGACUCAGAGGCAUGUGAAUACAAAGUGCACAAGAAGGGCGACCCAAGUGUACAAUGUCCAAUUUAUGCUGCAGUAGGAAAGUGAUGGGCAGGUCUGGUGUACUUUGUUGUUUUUGAACUGGAGAGUAAGCGACCAAGACAUGAUGGCUGGCUUCCCACAGGGAAACAUUGCCUGUUGUGUUUGCUGAACAGACAUGAAACACAGCUGCUGGAAAAUGAAAU